This is a messenger RNA of Dama dama (fallow deer), 4757 nucleotides long. It is a transcript of the gene GASK1A, whose product is annotated as golgi associated kinase 1A. The transcript has 5 exons. NCBI's taxonomy places the organism in Eukaryota, Metazoa, Chordata, Mammalia, Artiodactyla, Cervidae. Bases 284 to 2011 code for a protein of 575 amino acids. The record is from RefSeq and is a predicted model, not a curated record. Gene Ontology annotation, cellular component: Golgi apparatus.
AGUAGCCGGUCUGGGAGGGCUCGAGGCAGCGGGAAGGGCCCCGCAGAACCGCAGAUCCCGCGUGUGCAUUGGCCCAGACCCCCUGUACCAAGCCUAACCGCAGAGCAUCCCGCCGCUCACGCCCGCCCCGGAGUUGGCCGCUAGAGAGCUGUGGCCCCUCGGUCCCGAACCCGCGUCCAGAGCCGCCCCGAGAUCCACGGGGCCAGGGGCGGGCCGGGCCGGUGGGAUGAGUUGGCGAGCGGGCUGAGUGCGCCCUGGAGCCGCUCCAGCCCCCGCGGGGAACAUGGCAUCUUGGCUCUGGAGAAAGCUGCGUGGCAAGAGGAGGCUGGCGAUGGCAUUCUGCCUCUUAACGACUCUGUCUGUGGUGACUGUCACCCGCUUGCCCCCACAGCGCCCAGCCACUGGCCCAGACCCUGGCCCCAUGGAGCCCCAGGGGGUUGCUGACGUCCCUGCCCCCCAGAGUCGGCAGGCUCUGAGCUCCAGCUGGAGGCAGCGGGCAAGAAGGUUGAGGAGAAGCUGGGCCUUGCCCGGGAGCUCCAUCCUGGUGUGUGCGGAGGAGCAAGACCACAGAGGGCAUGUGGACAGCAGCAGACGGUCCCCAGGGAAGGAGAGCAGCCAUCCAGGGAGGAUCGGGAAUGACAUUACUUUGGUACCUGCAGAAGACCUGAGACUCACUACCCGGCGUUUUGUGCUCCUGCAGGGGGAGGCGGUCAGGGGUCCAGGAGCCAAAGACCUGGACCCACCCUGGCACCAUGGUCCCCUCCCGGAGGCACUGAGUAAGACAAGCACCCCAGGUGGCCCCCUCACAGGGCAUGACAUUUCAACCUUACAGACUCGGAGAGCUACUGCUGGACUGACCCUCCAGCCCCCUCCAGAAGGCAGGGGUCUGCCAGGAGUCUGGAACAGAGCCUGGACUGGUGGCCAACAAGUGGAGGGUCCUGCCCCCACCAAAGAGGCUCACUGGUGGCCUGGCUCUGCUGGGGAGCUGCAAGGAUCUGUCUGGUGUGACACUGAGACUCCCGGGCUGUCCAGUGGCUUCAGGACCGGCGAGCAGGUACCCCCGUGGCUCACAGAGCAGGACGUGCAGACCCUCCAGCUUCUGGCCCAGGGGGAGGUGGUGGGCAAAGCCCGGGUGCCCGGCCACGGGCAGGUGCUGCUAGUCGGUUUCUCCAGUGAGGGGUCCCUUCAGGAUGCAGCUCCUGGGCUCAGCCAGCUCUGCUCCCAGGGUCUCUGUGGCUUGAUCAAGAGGCCCGGGGACCUAUCCGAGGUCCUGUCCUUCCACGUAGACCGCGUGCUGGGGCUGCGCCGGAGCCUGCCCGCGGUGGCCAGGCGCUUCCACAGCCCCCUGCUGCCCUACCGCUACACGGACGGUGGCGCCCGGCCAGUCAUCUGGUGGGCGCCCGACGUGCAGCACCUGGGUGACCCGGAGGACGACCAGAACUCUCUGGCCUUGGGCUGGCUGCAGUACCAGGCCCUGCUGGCACGUGGCUGUGGCCGACCCAGCCAUGCCCCAUGCCUGGGCAUCCAUCACGCCGAGUGGGCACGCCUGGCGCUCUUCGACUUCCUGCUGCAGGUGCAUGACCGCCUGGAUCGCUACUGCUGCGGCUUCGAGCCCGAGCCCUCGGACCCCUGUGUGGAAGAGAGACUCCGAGAGAAAUGCCGGAACCCCAGGGAGCUGCGGCUGGUCCACAUCCUGGUGCGGAGCAGUGACCCCACUCGCCUGGUCUACAUCGAUAACGCUGGCCACCUUCAGCACCCGGAGCACAAGCUGAACUUCCGGCUCCUCGAGGGCAUCGAUGGGUUUCCUGAGUCUGUCAUGAAGGUUCUGGAAUCAGGGUGUCUACAGAAUAUGCUGCUCAAGUCGCUGCAGACGGACCCAGUGUUCUGGGAAAGCCAAGGUGGGCGACAGGGCCUGCAGCAAGCCCUGCAGACCCUGGAGGGGCGAGCACAGGUCCUACUGCACCACAUCCGGACUCACAACCUGACGGUCUUCCCGGACGGAGGCCCGUAAGCCCCGCCCAUCCAACCCGAGUCCUUGCGGGGCUCGUAAGCCCCGCCCACCCCACGUCCAGGAGGGACUCUUAAGCCCCGCCCGCCCACCCCCUCCCCGCCGGGCGGGACUCGGCUCACCGCAGGCGAGUCACUCACUACGCGACCUGAGGGGAUAAGCGCCCAUCCUCAUGGCCACAAUUUCUUGUGUUGACAAUGUCUCGAAGACAAAAGGGAAAAACCAGAAACCAGGAGGGCACCAUGGACGCCGUGGGAUGUGUCGCAUGCCUGGGCUGGUGGAGGAGGUGGUGGGUGUUGGAUUUUCAAUCUCGUCACGUUUCUUUCUGCCAGCUCAGCUGACUGUUUACUCUCCUGCACCAAUAAAUACACAAGAAUGUUCUAUGAACUGCUCCAGAUACUGUAAAGUCAUGCAUUGCACGUGCACACGCAGAGCUGGACACCUCUGUGUGUGUGUGUGUGUGUAGGUGUGUGGGUGUGUGGGUAUGUAUGCAUGGUAUGUGGACCUGCCCACGUGCACACGUGAUAUGAGCCUCAUCAAGGAUCUUUACUGAAUUGUACUUGUGACCCAGAACUGCUCUGGCUGAAAGUGAACUCAGCUCCUAGAGAUGGAACACUGAGCCUUUUGUCUCUAUAGCCUUUAGAUGUUCAAUUUUUGUUCAUUUAUGUUUUGGUUUAAGAAUUGUAAAAGUAAUACAUGCUCACUAAAAACAAAUUCAUAAAUAAUAGAAGCAUACAAGAUAAAAAGCUAGAGGGUCCAGAGGGACGUUACUUUGGCACUUCCUGAACGAACUUUUCAGCAGCCCACUACUACAUUCUGUAUUUGCCAUCUAGUUGACCCAGUUCUUACUUAUGACCGCAAGGAACUCCCAUGCAGGGGCAUAUUAUAUUUCAUUUAGCUGUUCUCAUCAUGGUGAACAUUUAGAUGGCUCUAACUUUUCACCAAUUCAGGACAAUGCUGCCACGAACAUCUUUGCAUGAUGUGCAGGUAUUUCUGCCGGCUAUAUUUCCAUGAGUGGAUUUCUACAUUAGCAGAAAUGGGCUGAUGGGCAUUCUUUAUUUUCAGAGAAACUGCCAAAUUCCUUUCAAAAUGGUGGUGUCAGUCUACAUUCCUAACCAGAGGGUAGGGGACUAAUUGUUUCGCUACACCUCAUCAUCACUUGAUAUUCUUAAACUUAUUGUUUUUAUUCAUCUGAUAGGGAAAGCUAUUUUUAAUUUUUAUUUUUUGCUGAAGGAUAGUUGAUUUACUAUCCUUCAACACUGUGUUGAUUUCAGGUAUACAACAAAGUCAUUCAGUUACAUAUAUUUUUUUCUUCAGCUUGUUUCCCAUUAUAGGUUAUUAUAAGAUAUUGAAUAUUAUCCCCUGUGUUAUACAGUAAAUCCUUGUUGUUUACAUGUUUUAUGUAUAAAAGUGUGUAUCUGUUAAUCCCAAACUUGUCCCUCCCCAUCUCCUUUCCCCUUUGGUAACCAUAUGUUUGUUUACUACAUCUGUAAGUUUAUUUACUAUGUCUGCUAUGUUUACCAUGUCUGUUUCUGUUUUGUGUGUAGAUUCUUUUGUAUAUUAUUUUUUAGAUUUCACAUAUAAGUGAUAUAAUAUUUGUCUUUCCUUCUCUGGCUUACUUCACUAAGUAUAAUAUUGUCUAGGUCCAUUUGUAGCUGCAAAUGGAAAUAUUUCAUUCUUUUUUAUGUCUGAAUAAUAUUCCAUUGCAUUUAUUUAUCACAUCUUCUUAAACCAAUCACCUAUUGAUAGGCACUUAGAUUUUUCCCAUCUCUUUGCCUAUUUGUAAUCAUGCUUCUGUGAACACUAGGGUGCGUGUAUCUUUUUGGAUUAUAAUUUUAUCUGAAUCCCAGGAGUAGGAUUGCUGGAUCACAUGGCAACUCUAUUUUUACUUUUUGAAGACCCAUGCUGUUUUCCAUAAUGACUGUUCCAAUUACAUUCCCACCAACAAGUGUAGGCGGGUUACCGUUUCUCCUUGCCCUCUCCAGUAUGUUAUUUGUAGACUUUUUAAUGGUGGCUGUUCUGACUCGUAUGAGUAAUAUAUCACUGUAGAUUUGAUUUGCAUUUCUUUCUUUAAUAAUUAGUAAUGUUGAGCAUCUUUUCAGUUACCUAUUGGCCAUCUAUAUGUCUUCUUUGGAGAAAUGUUCUUUUAGGUCUUCUGCCAUUUUUUGAUUGGGUUGUUUUUGUUGUUGUUAAGUUAUAUUAGCUAUUGGCAUAUUUUAGAAACUAAGCCAUUGUCAGUUGCAUCAUUUGCAAAUAUUUUCUCCCGGUUCAUAGGUUGCGUUUUCAUUUUUUUUAAUGGUUUUCUUUGAUGUACAAAAACUUAUAAGUUUGAUUAGGUUGCAUUUGUUUAUUUUUGUUUUUAUUUCUAUUGGCCUGGGAGACUGACUUAAGAAAACAUUGGUAUGAUUUAUGUCAGAGAAUAUUUUGCCAAUGCUCUCUUUAGGAGUUUUAUGGUAUCAUGUCUUAUGUUUAAAAAGGAUUCCCAGGUAGCACAGUGGUAAAGAAUCCUCUUGCCAAUGCAGGAGAAGAAGAUGUGCGUUCAAUCCCUGGGUCGGGAAGAUCCCCUGGAGGAGGAAGUGGCCAUCUACUCCAGUAUUCUUGCCUGGAGAAUCCCAUGGACAGAGAAGCCUGGCGAACUUCAGUCCAUGGGGUCACAAAGAGUUGGACAUGACUAAGCAACUGAGCAUGCAUGCAUAUAUUCUAAAUACAAGUCCAAUAUAUAUACAAGUCCAAUAUAUGUUUUCAAAUA